AAAAUCUUCUACUCUAUUUCCGCCUUGCUGGCAACAGCUGACAUAUGAUCAUGCGUCACUGCGAUAACUCACUCUCGAUUAGGUCUUAUAUAAAGAAUCAGUAGAAAAGUUGAAUCUGUACCGAAAGAGCAAAGAGUGGGAGCAAGAAAAAUAACAAUUUGAGUCUGUCUUUCUCUCUGUUAUACUGUAGUUGUGUUCUCAUCUCCGUCACUUGCUCAGCAGGAGGAAAGGAAAGAAAACAGAUCCCAAGAGUGUUUAAAAAAAUGGCAGAGGAACAACGAAUUGUAAUUCCAAGAGUGAAACUGAGUAACCAAGGGUUUGAGGUCUCAAAAUUAGGCUUUGGAUGUAUGGGACUUACUGGUACAUACAAUGCUCCUCUCUCUGACGAGGAUGGCAUUUCAAUCAUUGAGGAAGCAUUCAAUAGAGGAAUUACAUUUUUUGAUACAGCUGAUGUUUAUGGACCUCACACAAAUGAAGUCUUGGUUGGCAAGGCAUUAAAGAAAUUGCCUAGAGAAAAGGUCCAGUUAGCUACAAAAUUUGGCAUUGUUAUCAAGAACUCUGAUUAUGCAAAUGCUUCGGUUAAUGGUAAACCUGAAUAUGUUCGGGCAUGCUGUGAGGCUAGCCUAAAGCGUCUUGGCGUGGAAUAUAUUGAUCUCUACUAUCAACACCGAAUUGACUCUACAGUGCCAAUAGAGGAAACUAUCGGAGAGCUUAAGAAGUUAGUGGAAGAAGGAAAAGUGAAGUACAUUGGAUUAUCUGAAGCAAGUCCUGACACAAUAAGGAGGGCACAUGCAAUUCAUCCGAUCACUGCUGUGCAAAUGGAAUGGUCACUUUGGACUCGUGACAUUGAAGAAGAAAUAAUACCACUUUGCAGGGAACUUGGAAUUGCAGUAGUUCCAUACAGCCCUCUUGGUCGAGGUUUUUUUGGUGGCAAAGCGGUUGUGGAAAGUUUACCUUCAGAGACUAACUUGAGAAAACAUCCAAGGUUCACAGAAGAAAAUGUUGAAAAGAACAAGGUAUUUUAUAUUCGAAUCGAAAAUUUGUCAAAAAAUUAUGGAUGUACUUCUGCACAGCUUGCUCUUGCAUGGGUUCUCAAUCAAGGGGAUGAUGUUGUCCCCAUUCCUGGUACGACCAAGAUUAAAAAUCUUAUUGACAAUAUUGGAGCAUUGAAAAUCAAGCUAGCAAAAGAAGAGUUGAAGGAGAUUUCUGACGCUGUCCCCAUCAAUGAGGUAGCUGGAAAUAGAUCUUUCAAUUUCCGCCAGACCUUUAAGUUUGCGAAUACACCGUUGCCCAAAAAUGCUGAUGCGGCAACCUAAGAUGUGUGAGGAAGCAAGCAGUUGUAUCUUAUAAAGCACAUAAAUCUCCUCUUAAAAUAAUUGUGGUAGUGACAAUGUGACAAAGAAUAAUAGCUGCAUUGUGAAUUAUCAAAUUCAGCUUUGCUGUUCUUGAAAAUAUGUGAAAGCUUUCAUUUAGGACGACGGCACACCAGAUAUGCAAAUGAUUCUAUACUUGAUGUUUACCUAUUAAGUCUUACAUUAUAAGAAAAACUUAUAUGUAAUUUUCUUAA
Messenger RNA from Hevea brasiliensis (rubber tree), 1567 nucleotides. RefSeq names its product probable aldo-keto reductase 1. The record is from RefSeq and is a predicted model, not a curated record. The transcript has 7 exons. Bases 264 to 1316 code for a protein of 350 amino acids. Gene Ontology annotation, cellular component: cytoplasm. NCBI's taxonomy places the organism in Eukaryota, Viridiplantae, Streptophyta, Magnoliopsida, Malpighiales, Euphorbiaceae.